UGAAUCCAGCAAACAGGAGGGAAGGAGAGCGGCCUCCAGAUGGUAGAGGAAUUCCUCACUCUGGGAGACUGGACUACGCUGCAGCUACUCAUCCUGUGGUUCCCUCCAAUCAUGGCUUCGUACAGUCCGUCCUUAACUCUCAUGUCAGACCUCAGGAAUUCCAUGGUAAUGCAGCAGGGCCUAGGCCAGCCAGACCCCAGACAGCUAACACUGCUGCUCCAAGACAGGAGGGACAGUACCAACGUCUUCGGGUUGAUGAUGCGCUCUGGUAUUUGGACCAAGUCAAGGCCCAGUUUGGGGAUCAGCCACACGUUUACAACAACUUCCUGGACAUUAUGAAGGAGUUCAAGUCUCAGAGCAUUGAUACGCCAGGAGUAAUAACACGAGUCUCCAACCUCUUCCGAGGAAGACCGGAACUGAUAUCGGGUUUCAAUACUUUCCUACCUCCUGGAUAUAAGAUCGAAGUGCAGCCAGCUACCGGUGCUGGUAGUAACAGUCACGCUUUUAAUGUUACCCUCAAUAUUUCCUCAAAUGGUGGUCCCAAUGGACAACCAAACAGAGUGUCGACGUAUCACAUAAUAAGUGACCGGCAGACAGUGCCCUCUACAACCCCCAUCACACGCCCUGCGCCCCGACCUGAGCUCCAGCAGACCUCCACUACACCCCAGACUGUACAACAGUUGUCUGCUCCCGUACUGCCACAACCUCCUAAACCGCUACCUCCCCCUCCCAAACCUCAAGGUUCUGCAAACGGGCUUCCAGCCCAGCCUGAAUUCAACCAAGCAAUCAGUUACGUCAACAAGAUAAAAACACGGUUCCAGACCGAACCUGAGGUUUACAAGACGUUUAUGGAGAUUUUACACACGUUCCAGAAGGAUCAGAAGACGGUGAAGGACACUACACAACAUGGCCCAAUGUGUGAAACUGAGGUGUUUGACAAAGUUAGAGUCCUGUUCAAGGACCAGCCUGAUCUGCUCAAGGACUUCUCCCAGUUCCUCCCUGAAGCGCACGUGGUAGCUGCUCACCUCCAGCAGGAACACACUAAACAGAUGAGCAUACAGUCCACAAACGGUCCUGAAACCAAGCACAGUGCAGGACCUCCCCCUCUCAAGCGAGCUGCUCCUGGUGCAGCGCCAGCCCAGACUUUGCCAAACGAAGCUGCAAAACAGCUACCACGACUUCACAUCGGUAAGAUAGAGAAGGAAGCCGAGGUUAAAGACGAGAAGAUAGUGAUUUAUUCUGAGCAGGAUUUCUUUGAUAGAGUAAAGAAGGCUCUGAAGAGUCAGGAGGUGUACGAGAACUUUCUGAGAUGCUUGGUGUUAUACACAGAAGAAACUCUCAACGCUACAGACAUAGUCCACAUAGUGGUGCACUUUAUCGGUAAAUUUCCGGAGCUCUUCGCCUGGUUUAAGAACUAUGUGGGUUACAAAGAUGCAGUUCCCACUGAUCAGGGUCGUAAAAACAGGGUAGGGGAGCUCGAGAUCAACUACGCGUCGUGUAAGCGGUACGGUGCUUCGUACCGAGCACAUCCUCCUAAUUACAUUCCUCCUAAAUGUAUGGGCAGAACUGAACUGUGCAAACAGGUUCUGAACGACACCUGGAGAUCCUACCCCUGCUGGUCUGAAGACAGCACCUUCUCAGGAGCUAAGAAGUCUACGUACGAGGAGUAUAUUAACAAGUGUGAUGAUGAGAGAUUCGAGCUGGAUGUGGUGAUUGAAACCAAUCUAGCGUGCAUUAAACAGCUGGAGGCUGUUCAGAAGAAAAUGGCAAAACUCACUCCUGAUGAAGUGGCCAGGUUUAGGCUCGAUAACAAACUAGGAGGAACUUCUGAAGUUAUUGGGAGGAAAGCGAUAAAGCGGAUAUACGGAGACAAACACGGUGGUAUUAUAGACGGGCUGAAGAAAUCGCCACAAGCUGUUAUUCCUAUUGUUCUCAAAAGGUUGAAGAGUAAAGACGAGGAGUGGUGUGAAGCAAGACGGCAGUUCAGUAAGAUUUGGAACGAACAGUGUAAAAAGUACCACCUCAAAUCACUGGACCAUCAGAGUGUCACAUUCAAGCAGACUGAUAUCAAGUCGAUCAGACCUAAAAACCUUGUCACGGAGAUAGAGACGCUUUAUGACGAGCGAAUGGAACAAGUAACAGAUCAAAGUAAAACGGUCACCGGCCCACAUAUCACCAUCACCCACAAAGAUCAUCAUAUUCUAGAGGACGCUCGAGCACUGAUCAUACAUCACCUGCGUAGACAAAGUCAUCUACAAAACGAGGAGAAAGCGAAAGUGAAACUCUUUUUGAACGGAUUCUUACAAGAUUUCUUCUUUGCUCCUAGAGGAGAUGUUAGUGAUGACGACCAUGAUACCGACGAGGAUUCCUCAGAAGAGGAUGACGAGACGAGGUCACGUGGGUCUCGGGCCUCCAACAAGGGGGGAACUCGCAGGUCCAGCAGAAAAGCAGACAGACCAGCUAAAUCAGUUAAACUGACGCCGGGAGACAGUGAUGCUCCCGACGCCUACAACUUGUUUUUCACGAACGACCAAUGGUACGCCUUUCUCAGACAGCAUCAAAUUUUGUGCGAAAGAUUGUUCCAAAUCUACACAUACAACACAGCUGUAGUGGAGCAGGAAUUGAAAGACAGGAAGAACCGAAAAGAACCAACUGCUCAAGCCAUCAAAAUGCGGCAACCAAAUCCUAUGCCAGUGGAGCACUACUACACACACUUUCUGUCCCUUGUUAAAGAUCUGUUGGAUUGUAAUGUAGAGCCAGCUGUCUACGAGGAUAAACUGCGUGAAAUGUUUGGUGUUAAUUCCUACAUUGCCUUUACUCUCGACAAACUCAUUACAAACAUCGUCAGACAGAGCCACACACUUGCAACAGACACCAUGUGUAACCAGAUAAAGAGCAGUUACUUGAAACAGAGAGCAUUAGGAGGAGCUGGGGGCAGCCUUUCUACUCAGCUUACUCGGGCAACUGUGGAGAGCAACUACUUGAAGGACGCUGAACAACUCCUGUCUGAGCACAACCUCUACAAAAUACAUUUUUAUAAACAAGGAUCGAAGUUGACUAUUGAGUUAUUGGACGGGGAGCAGACAGAUGAAACUGAAACUGAGCAAGAAACGGCUCGAACGGAGGAACCUCUACAGAUCGUUGCUAGUAUUGAAAAAGGCGAAUCCAUGGACACAUCCACUUCUUAGUGCACAACAGCAAGCACUUUGCCUACAACAACAAACUUUCUCAACCAUCUGGCAGACUUGCCAACCCUAAUCCAAUGAUGAUUCUAUGGGAUGAUUCAGUCCCUGAUUAUGCUGAUUGUGGCUGAGCUCAGAACUUAUUGUCCGUGCGCUAAUCGAAACCUUGCCCUUGCUUCCCCUGCUGAUAAUGAAUCAAUGAAUGCUGUUUGUCAUUUCCGGUGCUUUUUGCUCAUCCACUUUAUAGUUGUUAACAGAGAGAACAGCUAUAUAAUAGAUAAAGAAACACUAUGGAGCUUGCUUCUUUCGCUUGUGCAUGUCACCACCGACUAACAAUAUUUUUGCUGGCUAUGUUCCAUAAUGUUUCACACAGAUAUUUUAACAUCUCAAGAAUAAAUAUUGAUCGUUGAUGGAUCACAACAUACAUCGUGAAUCAUAUUCCUGGCUGAACUAUUUUCAAUAUCGUGCCAUUCAUCGGUUUACAGGAGUUUGGUAAUUUGACAAUUCUAAAUUUGUUGACACAUAUUGAAAAAUGAAAAUAUUUCAUAUGCAUUUAGCAUUUUGGUUCAACGAAAACGAUAAGCUUUAUGCGUCCAAAUGGUAGUAACAAUUUUUCAAACUUCAGCUCGUUUGGGUAAAUUCGUUAAAUGUUUCCUCAAGCAGGCCAACACGCAAGGGGUCCUGGGUCAAGUACGAACAUCGUGCUUGCCAUGACUAUUCUUAAAAAUUGAAAUUGUAUUUUAAUGUUGACAAUUUUAUUUUAUCAAAA
Bolinopsis microptera is the source of this 3951-nucleotide messenger RNA. RefSeq names its product paired amphipathic helix protein Sin3a-like. Gene Ontology annotation, cellular component: chromatin; Sin3-type complex. Gene Ontology annotation, molecular function: transcription corepressor activity. Gene Ontology annotation, biological process: negative regulation of transcription by RNA polymerase II. The record is from RefSeq and is a predicted model, not a curated record. The transcript is spliced from 21 exons. NCBI's taxonomy places the organism in Eukaryota, Metazoa, Ctenophora, Tentaculata, Lobata, Bolinopsidae. The coding region runs from base 336 to 3188 and encodes 950 amino acids.